AUGUCGCGUAGCAAGAGGUCGCAUGCUAUCUACGAGGCUGACUUGCAUGAUGAAGCCGCCGCACACGUCGCUUUUGGCACCCCUCUCCCGCCGCUUGACCCGGAAGUCCGCGAUGAUGGCGCCUAUGUUCCAGUACAUAAGCAGGAAGUAAGGGAUGAACAUGGAAGGCGACGUCUUCACGGGGCUUUCACGGGUGGAUGGAGCGCAGGAUACUUCAAUACAGUUGGCUCCAAGGAAGGAUGGACGCCGUCUACAUUCGUCUCAAGUCGCACGAACCGUCGCAAAAACGAGCCACGUACGAGCCAACAACGCCCAGAGGACUACAUGGACGAUGAGGAUCUCGCAGACGCUGCUGCUACUCAGAACAUCCAGACAACUGAUCCGUUUUCUGCUCUUGGAGCUUCGGGUCAUAAUGUGCAUCACGCUGGCGACUUCACUGGCUUAGCAAGAGCUAAUGGCGAUACCAUGGGCCUCAAGCUUUUGAGAAAGAUGGGCUGGAAGGACGGGCAGGGCAUUGGCCCCAAAGUACGACGGACCGCCCGCCUAGGUGUCAUGACCAGCACUCAAGAUGCAACUACUGAAAACACUCACUUGUUCGCUCCAGACGAUGUCAACAUGAUAGAGUUCAAUCGCAAGCGCAACCGCCAGGGCUUGGGUUUCACGGGAGAGCAAAAACUCUCUCAACUGUCUGGUUCAGGCAUGACACGGACGAAUCGAGAUCAACUUGGCAUGGAAGAGGAAAGAAGUAACGGCGAUGAAUUUGCGGAUGGCCACCAACUUGCACUCGGUAUUUCUGGCAAAACAGGGAAGCAAAGCCAGACAGCACGUGGGGGCUUGGGCGUGGGCAUACUGAAUGACACCGGUUCAGAUGACGAAGAUCCGUACGACAUUGGGCCACGAAUAUCAUACAAUCGAGUCCUAGGUGGGGACAAGAGCAGGAAAAAGAAGAAGCAACCAGCCAGUCUGUCGGCGAACCCCACGUUGAGGUCGAAACCGGUCUUCAUCGCCAAAUCCUCAUCGGCCAAGGCCUAUGGCCAGAUGCGAUGCCUUGAUGGGAAGUUGCCGCUCAAGGGCUUCACUCUUGGCCAAAGUGUUGAGUCUCGGCUGUCUGGACAAUCCGCGGUGCCAUAUUAUCCCCCGACUGUACCCGAUGAUUGGAGAUCAACGAAGCGCCCUGUCGGCGGGAACGCAACUGCAGCAUAUAUCUCUACAGCAGACGCUGCCAAGACGGCUCAACAUGACCCCAGAUCUCGCGCGCUGCUUCUGGGUGAAUCGACAUUGCCCGGCAAAUCGAUUUUUGACUACAUGUCAUCGGCUGCUCGCGAGCGACUGGCUGCGGCCACUGGCAGAACAAAUCUCCCCCCUGCCAAAGGCGAGGUUCCGACCAAGCAUGCGCGCACGGCAGAGCAAAAGCUGCAAGAUAGGUUAGGAAGCAUACCUGUCUUGGCCAAAGAAACAGCCAUUGCCGCAAUGAGUCGAGGAUCAGUCACAGGAGGGCCUUAUGCGAACGACGAGGCCAAGCAGUCGAGAUAUCGGCUCUAUCUACAGGAUGCCGCGGGCUUCGGAGGUUCGGCUCCCGCCAAGCCUUCAGGCAUGACGGAAGGUGACUAUGUCAAGGAGAUCGAAGAAUUUUAUGGGUGUGCUCAGCUAUUCAAGCCAAUGACAGGAUUCAUGGCAACACGGUUCACGACAGCUUCGACUGGGUCCAAGGAAGGCGCAGGCGUAGGCUCUGCUCACAAUGCGCAGCAGGCCCUGAGACCAGUUGGGCAGGCAGAUCCUCUUGAAACAGCGGCCAAGAUGGGAAUGUAUGGGCGCAUGACGAGGCUGACUACAGACUUCUUCCCGACCAGGUUACUGUGCAAGCGGUUCAAUGUCCGACCUCCCGCUCAUUCGCGACCAGAUUCGGAUGCAGUGGCUCCAUCAGAGCCUCGCAAAACAUCCUGCGGAGUGUCUGCCAGUGAGGUCACGCCCCACGAGCCGCUUGUUCGUGGGACGAACGCAGAUGUGGAUGACAUGCUGGGUUCCGAUGUGGCGAAGCAGUUGUCGAAGCCGACGGCCGACAUCUUGAAGCUCGAAGGCGAGACCGGCGAGGCCUCUCGACCAAGCAACGAUGUCUUCAAAUCAAUAUUUGGUGAUAGCAGUGACGAGGAUGAAUGA
Molecule: messenger RNA, 2157 nt
Organism: Colletotrichum phormii
Lineage: Eukaryota; Fungi; Ascomycota; Sordariomycetes; Glomerellales; Glomerellaceae
Exons: 2
Coding region: 1-2157 (718 amino acids)
Biological process (GO): mRNA processing
Cellular component (GO): nucleus
Molecular function (GO): RNA binding
Source: RefSeq, a predicted model, not a curated record